Leptosia nina is the source of this 639-nucleotide messenger RNA. NCBI's taxonomy places the organism in Eukaryota, Metazoa, Arthropoda, Insecta, Lepidoptera, Pieridae. The record is from the annotation of a GenBank genome assembly.
AUGAAUAUAUUCAGAUUACUUGCCGAUCUAUCGCAUUUGUUGGCCAUUAUAAUUCUGUUACUUAAAAUAUGGAAAACAAGAUCAUGUGCAGGAAUAUCGGGAAAAUCACAAAUACUUUUCUCUAUUGUCUACACUGCUAGAUAUUUGGAUUUAUUAACAACUUAUGUGUCGGCGUAUAACACUGUAAUGAAGGUGGUGUUCAUUGUGGCUUCAUAUGCUACUGUUUAUCUGAUGUAUGUGAAGUUUAGAGCCACUUAUGAUCACAACCACGACACUUUUAGGAUUGAAUUUCUGCUGAUACCAUGUGUAAUACUGGCUCUGCUGAUAAAUCGAGAAUUCACAUUUUUAGAGGUCUUAUGGACAUUCUCAAUCUAUUUGGAGUCUGUGGCUAUUUUGCCACAAUUGUUUUUGGUGUCAAAAACUGGAGAAGCUGAAAGUAUUACAUCGCAUUACCUCUUUGCCCUGGGUUCCUAUCGUGGACUGUAUCUAUUGAACUGGAUUUACCGCUACAUCGUCGAGGAUCAUUAUGAGUUAAUAGCCAUCAUAGCUGGUGUCGUUCAAACAGUUUUGUACUGCGAUUUCUUCUAUCUUUACAUUACAAAAGUCUUGAAGGGGAAGAAACUACAGCUGCCUGCAUAA